GGUGUGUACAAAAUUGGUGGUAUUAGCACUGUCCCUGUGGGCCAAGUGGAGACUGGUGUGCUCAAACCUGGUAUGGUGGUUGCCUUUGCACCAGUCAGUGUGACAACUGAAGUCAAAUUGCAGGAGAUUCGCCUGGAAAUUCUAAAAGAGCUGCUGAAGAAGCGGGAUGAGAAUCAAAAUGAAGUGAACAUGAAGCACUUGAAUGCCCAGUGGUCUAAACUGCAGGAAGCCAAGGAGGCCAAAGUGGCUCGAAUCCAGCGCAAACACAUAUCAGCAAUCAGAAAACUUGUAGGAAAGAGACAGAAUAUAGAAGGAAAGUUGGAGAGAAGAGAUAUCAUCAAGGAUUAUUCUGAUUAUGCAUCACAGGUCUACGGACCUCUCUCCCGCCUGGGUCGUUUCCCAGACAAUAACUCAGAGGACUUUGUGGUAAGAAACCACUAUCUCAACACCUAUGAAGGAUUAGUUGAACUUGAGUCAUGUCUCCCAGAUUUUGUGACACAACCUCGAAUCAGACUUCCAAAACCAAAAGUCAUUACCACCAAAUCUGGUUUUCUGAAGAGGACCGCAAGGGUAGACUACGAGCUGGCAGAGGUUCAUAAGGCACUGUUGGACAAGAAGAAUAAAGUUCUCGAAGCUAAGAAACCUCUGCGCUUCCUUCAAAGAAACCCAAUACCUCAACCUCGGCUUCCAACUCCAACCUUGGAAAUGAGUUCCAAUGAAGAAGAAGACAUAGAAAUGGCUGUGAUCUACCUUCAAAAGUUACUCCGCGGCAGAGUCGUUCAGAACAUGGUGAGUGGAUGUGGGAAAGAGAAGCGAUUGGAGUUGAUCCAGGAGUUGCGCACCAGUCACGCCCUUCAGGAAGAUGAUAAACUGGUGAAGAGAGCUGAGAAGCAAGUGACCCUGGCCUUACAGCGGCAGAGGGAUUUGCAUGAGCACAAGAUGUCGCUGAUGGAAAACCAACUGGCUGGACUGGAAGGAAGGGCACUGGCAGACAUGUUUGACUUCCUGUCCAAAGAGCUGGUGAGGCUGCAGGAGGAAAGGCGGAUCCACGCCUUCGCCAUGUUGGCCGAGCGCCAGCGGCGCAUGCGGGAGGCGGAGGAGAGCGGCCGUCGCCAGGUGGAGCAAAGGCGCCUGCGCGAGGAGGACGAGAUCUUUAAGGAGGUGAUUAAAGUUCACCAAAGUACUGUAACCUCCUAUCUGGAAGACAUAAUACUGAAUACUGAAGAGAAUACUGCAGAAGAACAAGCCAGGGCAGAAAUAGAGAAGAUGGCCGAGGAAAUCAACGACAUCGCUUACGAAAUGGAAAGCCGUCGAACUCAACUUCAGUCGGAGGAGAUUGUUGCCGAGUUGGUUUAUAGUUUUCUGAUCCCAGAGGUGCAAAAAGACUUUGUCAAAGAGAAAGUGAGGAAGGCACAGCGGAAACACAUUCUUGCAGCUCAUCAGAUCAUCCACAGGCACACGGAAACCAUGGUCCACAGGAGGGUCGCGGAGCAGCAGCAAGAGGAGGCCUCGAAGGCUGAGGUGCUCCCUGAGGAAGAUAGUCGCCCAGAGGGAAACAGCUAAGAUUGGGAUUAUUUUAAGAUGGUGAAUGGAUCAUCCCAAGGAAUUCCAGUAGUCUGUAAUUAUCCCAAGGUGUGUAGCUCUCAUGGGCCUGUCAAUGUGUAAUUCAUGAGGAAAGAGAUUUAUUUUCCUUAAACUCUCACUGAUUUAAAAUUAUUUUCUGUAAUAAUAAUCAAAUGAAAGAACUCUAUUCUCUUUGGUGUCUUCUAGCUGUUCUACUUCAAGAGAAAAUUUUCUUUUGUCUCAUUUCAACAUUCUGUUGAAUGUUGAGGAUAUGCCAACUUGCCACAGCAACUGGAAAGAAAUAUUACUGAGCAUUUCUUAAGUAGUUUUGCUUUGUUAUUAAUAGGACAUUGGACUCACCAACUAGCAUUGCCCCAUGACCCAUCAUUUCACCUCCUACAUAUAUGCCCAACAGAGGUGCCUAACCAUGCCAAUAGGCAUGACAAGACUGUUCAUAGAACCGUUCCUGGUAGACUCCCAGGCUGGAAACCCAAAUGUCCCUCUCCACUGAAAUAGAAAAAUAAACUUUGAUCUGUCCAUACAUUGUCAUGUCAACCCCCCUGUAAGCUUGAGACCUAAGUAUAUUCACACAGCACCCACAGAGGGUGCAGUUGAAGGGCAAUCUGCCCAUCCUGUGUGUUGACAAGCAUCAGUUAGUUGAAUGGAUUUCUCCUCAUUUAAAAAUUGUUGCAUAGGAAAAAACAGUAAAUGAACAAAAGCAUCACCAAAAUCAAUUUAGAGCCCAUGUAAAGAAUUUAAAAGGAAAAAUGUAUGUUACUCUGAAAACAGAAUGAGAGCCCAACUUAGAAAUUAUCUUACAGUAAGAAAGAAGAAAAGUUUCAGAAAUGGCUUGAUGUUUUUAAUGCGCGGCAAAAAGAAAAGGCUUCUUAGAAACUUAAAUAGGGAGUAAUAACACACAAGGCCAAAACACAGACAGAUGCAAGCUGAGAAGAAAAGAAGACCGGCUGAGAUUUUAAAAAGGCAAAAAGAUGAAAAAUCCAGU
Molecule: messenger RNA, 2566 nt
Organism: Tupaia belangeri chinensis (Chinese tree shrew)
Lineage: Eukaryota; Metazoa; Chordata; Mammalia; Scandentia; Tupaiidae
Product: cilia- and flagella-associated protein 91
Exons: 12
Source: RefSeq, a predicted model, not a curated record